Messenger RNA from Arctia plantaginis, 378 nucleotides. The record is from the annotation of a GenBank genome assembly. NCBI's taxonomy places the organism in Eukaryota, Metazoa, Arthropoda, Insecta, Lepidoptera, Erebidae.
AUGUUGAACGUAACUACAUAUAGUGGUGACGUAGUGAGGGCCGGGGCCUGGCGCGGCCGCGCGGUGCUGGGGCGCGCAGUACACUCACCAUUUAGCCCUGCAAUAGAACAAAACAACAUGUCAGUGGACGCUUUUCACGUCACCAACAGCUCAGUGCCACUGCCAGAAGGGGGCUCGCCAGUCCCUCGGCUAUACUACACAAGAAACGCUGCUCUGAUCGCGUGGUGCACGCGAUGUUGCCCCCAGCAUUUGCCACACUUACUUACUUUUACCAGGAAAACACGCUUUAAAGGCAAAGUGAUGGGGAUCAUCGUGAGGAAUAGACGUUGCGGCGCAGCUUUAAAGAAAGGCUUAAAAAGUGACUUUCAAAAGUUUUAA